Molecule: messenger RNA, 1967 nt
Organism: Pygocentrus nattereri (red-bellied piranha)
Lineage: Eukaryota; Metazoa; Chordata; Actinopteri; Characiformes; Serrasalmidae
Gene: bace2
Product: beta-secretase 2
Exons: 9
Coding region: 263-1774 (503 amino acids)
Biological process (GO): membrane protein ectodomain proteolysis; amyloid-beta metabolic process
Cellular component (GO): trans-Golgi network; membrane; endosome
Molecular function (GO): aspartic-type endopeptidase activity
Source: RefSeq, a predicted model, not a curated record
UCUCAGAGCUGCUGCUGCUGCUGGAAUGUUUGCUGAGCGUCACAUCCGUCAUACGGUUUUUUCCCUGGUUCAGGAAGUUCUUCUCAGCUCUGAAGUUGAGGAACUCUACGUUGGAGCUGGUCUCUUCGUCUGAUGGUCGCCAGAUAGUUCAUUAAUCAGCGUCUGAGUGAAGAUGGGCGAGCGGACAACCUCAAAACUUCGCCUUUCAGUUCGAGACUGAUAUCUCCUCACAGACGGACUUGUGGAAGAGAAGCUGGACGAGAUGCUGCUGGUCAGGGGGCUCCUGCUUGCACUGUGCUUCAGCACGGGGUGCUGCGUUUACACAAUCCGCCUGAAGAGCUUCUCUCUGGGGGGCUUUAGCUCCUCUGCGCUGCAGCUGCAGCUCGGUGCUUCACAACGGAACCAGACGGCGUCCGGGAGCGGCCUGUCUUUGGCUUCUGAUCCAUCUGGAGCUGUCAACUUCUUAGACAUGGUCAACAACCUGAGAGGAGACUCUGGAAGAGGGUAUUACAUGGAGAUGGUCAUCGGGACGCCAGGGCAGACGCUGAACAUCCUGGUGGACACUGGAAGCAGUAACUUCGCAGUGGCUGCCGCUUCGCAUCCCUACGUCACAACUUACUUCAACAGAGCACUCUCCAGCACCUACCAGACCAGUGGGCGGGCCGUGGCGGUCCGGUACACGCAGGGGAACUGGGAAGGGGAGCUGGGCACUGACCACAUCAGCAUCCCCCAGGGUCCCAACGGCACCAUCACCAUCAACAUCGCUGCCAUACUGACCUCCGACGGCUUCUUUCUGCCUGGCAUCAACUGGCAGGGCAUCCUGGGACUGGCGUACCCAUUACUGGCUCGGCCAGAUCCAUCUGUGGAGCCCUUCUUCAACUCCCUGGUGCAGCAGACCGGCAUCCCAGACGUCUUCUCUCUCCAGAUGUGUGGAGCAGGAGUGUCUGUCAGUGCUACGUCUGAGCCAGCAGGGGGCAGUCUGGUAAUGGGAGGCAUUGAACCAACGCUGUACCAGGGCUCAGUGUGGUACACUCCAGUCCUGCAGGAGUGGUACUACCAAGUUGAGGUCCUGAAACUGGAAGUUGGUGACCAAAAUUUAAACCUGGACUGCCAGGAGUACAACAUGGAUAAAGCCAUUGUAGACAGCGGGACGACGCUACUGCGACUGCCUGCGAAGGUGUUCGAUGCCGUGGUGGAGGCCAUCUCGCAGAUGUCACUGAUGCAGGAUUUCUCCUCGGGUUUCUUUGCUGGCAGCAAGCUAGCUUGCUGGGUAAAAGGAGAUUCCCCGUGGAGGUUCUUCCCCAAAAUCUCGAUCUACCUCAGAGCAACCAACACCAGCCAGGCCUUCCGCCUCACUGCUCUUCCACAGCUUUACAUCCAGCCGGUCACAGACGUGGACGGCACGCUGAACUGCUACCGGUUCGGUAUCUCCUCCUCCACCAAUGGGCUGGUGAUUGGCGCCACAGUCAUGGAGGGCUUCUAUGUCAUUUUUGACCGAGCCCACAAAAGAGUGGGCUUUGCUGUGAGCACCUGCGCUGAGAGCGACGGGGUGCUGAUGGCUGAGAUAGCGGGGCCAUUCCCGGUGGACGGCGGCUGUAUAGGCAGUUUCCCGCUGCAGGAGCCUCUACUGUGGGUCCUAGCAUACGCUCUGAUGGGGCUGUGUGCACUGGUGCUGCUCAUACUACUGAUCCUGCUGCUGGUGCCCUGCCACCGCCGGCAGCGAGACGGAGAGAUCACGGACCAGUCCUCGCUCGUACGCCAUCGCAUCAAAUGAUGUCGGGCCACGGCCUCAGCCCGAGCGGGACUGAACGGGCCUCGGGCCGGGGGGGCGGACACACUGCACUCUUCUGGUUGAAAUCAGGUGGACUUUCAUUAUUUGUACAUGUCAGAAGCUUCAGCCUCUGCUAUCACUGACUGCUUGGCCACUCCAUAUAAUCACAACUGACGCAAUAAAGGCCUGAAAGGUU